Molecule: messenger RNA, 1822 nt
Organism: Bombus huntii
Lineage: Eukaryota; Metazoa; Arthropoda; Insecta; Hymenoptera; Apidae
Product: tubulin gamma-2 chain
Exons: 9
Coding region: 404-1765 (453 amino acids)
Biological process (GO): mitotic sister chromatid segregation; mitotic cell cycle; meiotic spindle organization
Cellular component (GO): microtubule; centrosome; gamma-tubulin complex
Molecular function (GO): GTP binding; structural constituent of cytoskeleton
Source: RefSeq, a predicted model, not a curated record
AUAAUUAAAAAAUGUUUUUCUGUCUGUAUUGUUUCAUUAUAAUAUAAAUUCAUUCAUGAUGAAAAUUUUCCUUGCAUUUUUAAACUGAUUGAAGUUUCAAACGGCGAAAAACAUUGACAUUUAACGCAGCACCAUCUAUAACUGAAUACAACAGCAAUAACAUUCAGAUUCGAAUAAUAUUAUUCUGUGUGCAUAAUUCUAUUAUCAGUAAUCAAAAAUAUUUCGUAACUGUACGAAUAACAUAAUCAUAUAUAUAUAUAUUAUUGUAAUAUUCGCAAAGAAUAGUUAUAUUUGUAAUAUGUGAAGUAUCAAUCAAAUUGAAGGUUCAUCGCGCGUAAAAUCAAAGUGAAGUAAUUAUAAUAAAGAAUUGAAUUCUCAAUAAGAAUUAAAUAAGAAAUUCAAGAUGCCUUGUGAAAUGAUAACUUUACAACUUGGCCAAUGCGGUAAUCAAAUUGGAUUUGAGUUUUGGAAAAAAUUAUGCGCUGAACAUGGUAUUAGUCCAGAAGGUAUUUUAAAAGAUUAUGCAACAGAAGGUACAGACAGAAAAGAUGUAUUUUUUUAUCAAUCAGAUGAUGAACAUUAUAUACCAAGAGCAGUAUUAUUAGAUUUGGAACCCAGAGUAAUUCAUACAAUUAUGAAUUCUCCCUACUCAAAGUUAUAUAAUCCAGAGAAUAUUUAUUUAUCAAAACAUGGAGGUGGUGCUGGUAAUAAUUGGGCAUCUGGUUAUCAUCAAGGAGAGAAACUUCAAGAAGAAAUAUUUGAUAUUUUAGACAGAGAAGCAGAUGGAAGUGAUAGUUUAGAGGGAUUUGUUUUGUGUCAUUCUAUCGCAGGUGGUACUGGUUCAGGUAUGGGUUCAUUCAUGCUUGAAUCCCUCGCAGAUAGGUUUCCAAAAAAAUUACUUGAAACAUAUAGCGUUUUCCCAAACCAAGAUGAGAUAAGCGAUGUAGUUGUACAGCCAUACAAUUCCUUAUUAACUUUAAAAAGGUUAACACAAUGUGCUGAUUGUGUUGUUGUUCUCGACAACACAGCACUUAAUAGAAUAGCAUCAGAUAGACUUCAUAUCCAAAAUCCUAGUUUUACACAAAUUAAUAAACUUGUUUCUACAAUAAUGUCUGUUAGCACCACCACACUUCGGUAUCCUUCUUAUAUGAACAAUGACUUAGUUGGUUUAAUUGCUCCAUUAAUUCCAACACCACGAUUACAUUUCCUCAUGACUGGUUAUACUCCUCUUACUACAGAUCAAGAAGGAGCAUCUGUAAGAAAAACUUCUGUAUUAGAUGUAAUGAGACGUUUGCUUCAGCCGAAAAAUAUGAUGGUUUCUACAGCAUUAGAUAGAAAUGCAUCUCACUGUUAUAUAUCUAUCUUAAACAUCAUUCAAGGUGAAGUAGAUCCAACCCAAGUUCAUAAAUCUUUACAAAGGAUCAGAGAAAGAAAACUUGCGCAAUUUAUACCUUGGGGUCCUGCUAGUAUACAAGUAGCCCUUUCAAGAAAAUCACCAUAUAUUCAAAGUACACAUAGAGUAUCUGGCUUAAUGUUAGCCAAUCAUACUAACAUAUCAUCAUUAUUUGACCGUGCCUUACAACAGUAUGAUAAAUUACGAAAGCGAGAAGCAUUUUUAGAACAAUUUCGUAAGGAAAAAAUGUUCGAAGAUAAUUUGGACGAAUUGGAUAAUUCUAGAGAAGUCGUUGAAUAUUUGGUAAAGGAAUACCAGGCAGCCACCCGAGUGGAUUAUUUAUCAUGGAACCCCAGCAAAGUAGAAACAUAAAAUAUUCAAUAAUUUUAAUAAGAUUAUCGUGCAUAUAAAGAAAAACUUGAGAUCUGA